Messenger RNA from Paramecium sonneborni, 1370 nucleotides. The record is from the annotation of a GenBank genome assembly. NCBI's taxonomy places the organism in Eukaryota, Ciliophora, Oligohymenophorea, Peniculida, Parameciidae.
AUGAAUAAUUCUUCAAAUUCUAAUUCUAGGUAAUCUGCACAAAACAUCAUAAACAAAUAUGAACAAAAUAAUAAUGAAGAUAGAUUUACAUUUUAAGUAAGACCAAAUUCACCAAGGGAAACUUUUGGAAAACAAACCUAACCAAGAAAUGGCCAAGUUCAAAUCCUUAGAGAUAUUGAUUAGGCUAAUCUUUCAAAAAUGCUUAGUGAUUUUUCCAUUGUUUCAGAAUAAGAAGAAUCCAUAUGUCAGAAUUAAUUUAAUAAUCCUAUUGGAAUAGGUAUAUUCAAUUUCUAACCUUUUAGUAUAACCAACUUAGGUCGUCUAAUAAAAACAAUAAGAAUAAGUUCAAGACAGUUAAAGUUAUCGAGGAACCUUUGGUAAGAAUCCAUUCUUUCAGCCUAAGUCUGAAGUUACAGAAAUUAUUGAAAAAAGCUACAUUGAAGAAGAUCUAUAUGAUGACAUGUCCGUUUUAAAAGAUAAGGUUAUGGGAUUAUUAUAAGCAUAUGCAGAUGACCUUAAAAAAUCAAAUAAUGAUCCUACCAUUAAAUCUAAAAUCUAAGUGGAUGCUAAAUAAGUCUUGAAGGAAUAUUCUUAAAUUAUUGAGAAGGUUAAUCAAUCUGAAAUAUCUUAAUUAAAUAUUUCCUAAAAUCAAGUCAAAAAAGUAUUCUUAUUUCCUUUACUCUUUUCAGGAACAAGAAUUAAAUUUGAUGUCCAAUUUGGUUACUGAAUUUUUGAACAAAUUUGAUAUGUAAAAACAGCCAGUUCUAAAUGUCUCAUAAGUUUUAGAAUAAAAAUUAGCCAAAUCAAGAGUUAGGAAUUCCAAUUAACCUUUAGAUAUUACUAUCAUGCAUUAAAUUCCAUGUGAUGAAACAUUUUAUCAACAUGAUUAAUAUAGUGAUGAUAAGUUGGAAGUUAAAAUUCACAAGCUUAAAUAAAUGCUCUAAGAUGAACUCGAUAAGUAAUAGCUUAUUUAUUCCAAAAAAAUAUUAUCAGAUAUGAUUUCAAAUUUGAAUCAAAUUUUAAUUGCAAAUGAUGCCCAAACUGUUAAAACAAUAAUUUAUAAAAUUGAGAAUUUGAUUAAAUAAAUACCAUAGGAAGAUUGUGGAUCUAUACAACUAUAUGAUUACAUGGCAAAAGCAAUGAAGGCAACCAAAAGAAAAAUGAAAUAAAUGGAUCCAUUAAAUUAAUAACAAGAAAAAACACUUAAAAGAAAAUUUUUUGAUUUAGCUACUCAAUUAAAAAAUAAAUUACCUUAAGAUCAUCCUGGAAGAAAUGAAAUGAUUUCAGUUCUCUAUGAUCUUUAUUGCUAGGCAAAUAAACCAGAAUAAAUGGAGGAAUUUAUUACAGGUCAAUUGGAUUUAGUAAAAUGA